This is a messenger RNA of Geodia barretti, 653 nucleotides long. The record is from the annotation of a GenBank genome assembly. Lineage: Eukaryota; Metazoa; Porifera; Demospongiae; Tetractinellida; Geodiidae.
AACUUCAUUUUCACUAAAAAUAAUUAAAAAACAAAUCUAAAAUUCCUACUCUUGUGAUAAAACAGAGUGCCACCCUCCAGGGUGGUGUGUGAUAAUUAUAAAACACUCCUGAUGGUUAGUGAAUUGAUUUACUCAUAACACAGGCAAUCUGCAGGUAUCCAAAAGGACCUGAGCUGCCACUCCCCCUUCACCUCCGACUCCACCUCGUCCAGUUUAUCGUCGUAUUCAUGGUCCAAAAGAUCAUCGCCUCCAGCCGCACUAGCGGCAGUUCCGCCCGUGCUCCUCCGGCUGUUCGGCGUGGUGCGGGAGAUAUCCUCGUAGCGGAGUAUUUGAAUUUUCUCUUCGUAUGGAUAACACGAGUAUUGCCACUCGUCUUCGGGUCGUCCUUCUGGAUCGCAGGGCCCAGGCCCGCGGGAGCAUAUAGUGAACACGAGCCAGUGCGGGUAGCGAAACCGGUCGUAGUCGCAACUGUAGACCGAGAUGCACGACGCGUCUUCGUCGGCGGUUCGUUUCGCUGCAGUUUCGUUUGCGGCGAGUUGCCGGCAGGUCUCCGUGUCCAGGUCCGUGAGGUUCCAGAAGGGGUAGUCGGAGCGCAAGGCCACGUUACGUCGGUACAACCUCGCCAGGAGCUCCUCGGACGGCGCUGGGGGUAG